Molecule: messenger RNA, 1183 nt
Organism: Drosophila takahashii
Lineage: Eukaryota; Metazoa; Arthropoda; Insecta; Diptera; Drosophilidae
Gene: nom
Product: numerous disordered muscles
Cellular component (GO): nucleus
Molecular function (GO): zinc ion binding
Source: RefSeq, a predicted model, not a curated record
UGAAUGGACGUCGGCAGCAACCAGUUUUUUACUUUAUUUGUUUUGAAUUAGCAGCGUGAGAUGUUGAUAAAUGUGUGCCGAGUUUGCGGCCGGAGUAGGCUCUGCCCCAAGGCCGUGCAGCUCUUCCAGCCCGGCAGACAGGACACCCUGCGCCGCAUCCAACUAAUCACCGGAAUUCGCCUUCAGCAGCUUCCCAAUGCGCCGGACAUGGUGUGCUUCUGCUGUCAGACGGACCUAAACUCGGCCAUGAUGUUCCGGAGGCAGUGCAUCUUGGAGCAGAAGAAGUGGGUGCCGGCGGAGAAGGCCGAAAAGAAGGAAGAGCCAAAGGAGGAACCAAAGGAGGAGCCAAAGGAAACUGUUCCCCCAAAGAGAAAGUACCAGCGACGCAAUUUGCGAUCUAUGAUGCCGGUUGAGGUCGUGGACAUUGUCAUAUCAACCGAGAAUAAGCCUUCAGAGGAAGCCACUGGCGGUGACGAUGAGUUCGACCAGCCAGUGGAGAUCUCCGGGGAACCAGAGACCUCGGAAGACGCUGUUAACCUUUUGGAAAUCGACAUAAAGGAAGAGGCCGAGGAGGAUUUGGAAUCGGAGUACAAACUACCCAGAGUUCAACUGCACAAGUGCGACACAUGUGGAGUCAUCAGAAAUAGCAAAUCAUCUUUAGACAGACACCAGUUUGAGCACACCGGCGAAAGACCCUUUGCCUGCAAGGAGUGCCCCAAGACCUUUUUGGCAAAGAGUGAACUCAAGGCCCACAAUCUCACCCAUCACACCGAGGAUCCUCCGUUUGCCUGUCGCUACUGCGAUCGUCGCUACUUCUCCACCGUCGGGCGGAAAAAGCACGAGAGGGUCCACACCAACGAGCGACCCUUUGUGUGCGACCAGUGCGGCAAGGCCUUUACGCGCACCUGCAUUUUGAAGGCCCACAUGGAGUCCCACAGGAUUUUCAAGAAGUUCAGCUGCGAUGUCUGCGAUCGGUCGUUCAGUUUGAAGAAACACCUGGUCACCCACUUCAUCUCUAACACGCACAAGCAAAAUGCUGAAAUGGCUACAUCGUCGUCGGAAUCUAUGUCUAUGGUCAGUUUUGAAACCGAUGAAACCUGGUCCCAAAGCACCCAAGUAACUAGUCCCAUCGACGAGGAAGAAGUUCAGUCCCAAUUAGAAAUUUUGUGUCACGAAACUUAAC